This is a messenger RNA of Armigeres subalbatus, 1515 nucleotides long. Its product is annotated as cytochrome P450 4C1-like. The record is from RefSeq and is a predicted model, not a curated record. Gene Ontology annotation, molecular function: oxidoreductase activity, acting on paired donors, with incorporation or reduction of molecular oxygen; monooxygenase activity; iron ion binding. Lineage: Eukaryota; Metazoa; Arthropoda; Insecta; Diptera; Culicidae. Bases 1 to 1491 code for a protein of 496 amino acids. The transcript is spliced from 5 exons.
AUGUGGAGCGUAAUUUUGGUUAUCGGAGCGAUUUUGAGCCUCGCGAUUGUCUGGUCAAUAGUGCAGAAGAAUAGCUUCUCGAAAAGCAUCGAUGUGUUACAACCGUGGUAUCCGUUAGUUGGUAAUCUGCUCAUGAUCGUAGGAAAGGACGAGCUGCAAAAAUUUCAAAUCAUUUCACAAGCUUUCAAUAAUGGAGCCAAGCUGUUCCGGUGCUACAUGGGGCCCAUUCCGAUAUUUUGCACUGGACAUCCCGACAUAGCCAAACAAAUAUUGACCGACGUCAACUGUAUUGAAAAACCGUACCUAUACGAUUUCUUAAUGAUGAAAAAAGGAGUGUUCGCGGCAAAAACACAUAUUUGGAAGGGCCAGCGGAAGGCGCUUCUACCUGCAUUCAGUACGCGCAUUAUAGCCAGUUUUUUGUCAAUUUUUACCAACCGAUCCAAAAAUUUGAUAAGAAGACUAGAAUCGUUGGCAGUUACUGGGGAAACGUUCAACAUCUUAGAUUAUGCUACCACUUGCGCAUUGGAAAUGGUUUGUGAAACGACAAUGGGUUUCGAUUCGAGCGCUUUCAACAAAGCUGAUGAAUUGGGUGCCAGAAUUGAACGUUCAUUUUCUAUAGCAGCAAGAAGAAUAAUGAAGGUUCAUCAUCAUUUCGACUUUAUUUAUCGUUGGUCUGAGGACUGUCGUGAAGAGCAAACUGUGCGUGAAUAUCUGACAGAUCACGUGAUGCAGGUCUACAAGGAUGCAUACGAUCGAUACUCGAAAGGUUUAAUGAGUAAUACUGCCGAUGUUGAUGAGAAUCAAUGCUUUCAAAAGCCGCAGAUUUUCGUCAACCAAUUAUUCACCAACACCAUUCGGAAAUUCGAACGAGAGGAAAUAAUCGACAAUAUUCAGACUAUGAUAGCUGCUGGAACGGACACUUCCGCCAACGUAAUAGCAUUUGCCUUGCUACAAUUGGCAAUGGACUCACACUACCAGCAAAAGGUGUACGAAGAAAUCAUGCAAGUCUUUCCCGAAAAGGAACCUAACAUCACCAUGGAAAGGCUAGGUCAACUUCAGCUCACGGAAAUGGUUCUGAAUGAGAUCCUCCGUCUGUAUCCGGUAGGGCCAAUUGUGAUGCGCAAAAAUAUGGCCAAAAUUACUGUUUGCGACCAGCAGCUGCCCAAGGGAAGCAUGUUCGUUGUCAAUAUCUUCGCCAUUCAACGACGGAAAGACCUGUGGGGACCCGAUGCGGACUGCUUCAAUCCUGAGCGGUUUUCACCGGAAGAAUCUGCUGGAAGACAUCCUUUUGCAUUUUUGGCUUUCAGCGGAGGAUCUAGGAAUUGUCUAGGAAUUCGUUAUGCGAUGAUAAGCAUGAAAGUAAUGAUGGUUUAUCUGAUGAAAAGCUUUCGGUUCAAAACCAGUAUACGAGAGGAAGACAUUCGUUUCCAAUUCGACGUGAUGUUACGCAUAGCAGGAGGACAUAUGAUACAGAUAGAGAAACGAUUUUAACUAAAUAAAUAAAUCGUUUGUUUG